UCAACCUUUUAGACAUGUGAGACUUGCUUCGACUGUAAUAUUCUGCUUUCAAACUGGUGAUCGGACUUGGGACUAUUCACCAUGAGCGCGUUUGGAGCAAAACGAAAAGCGCGCAAGAUUACCGUCCAAGAUGACGAUGACGAUACAGUUCCCAUUCCCACCGAUUCCUUAAAUCCGCCAGAGGAACCACAAGGUCCCGCGUUACAACCAUCCUUCAAGACAAAUCGUCGGCCAUUCAAACAAUCAUCGCUACGAAAGAGUAUAAAUAUCGAUAAGGUCGAGAACAAUACCUCUACGCCUCAAAAGGCGAAGGACGAGGCGGAAGAUGGCGAGGAUGGAGGUGCACCUUUACUGAUCCGACCGAUGGGGAGGUCAGGGUCUACGAAGAUAAAGAAGCGAGCAUCCAGUUCUCGCCUUUCGUUUGGUGGUCCCGGAGAAGAAGCUUCUGCAGAUGAGGACUCUAUAGUAUUAGGAGAAGAAGUCUCUACGCCGAAACGAUCCACAACGCUUGCGCAUACUGCAGUAGAGAACAGUGCCUACAAAAAGGGAAUCAAGAACCUGCCUCUUGGACGGCUACCGAUGCGCUCCACCGACACCGACGAGGACCGACCACGCUAUAGCAAAGAAUACCUCUCUGAACUACAAAUGUCAACCCCCAACACGCCCCAGGACCUCUCGAAACUCCAACCCACCUCCGACGACGAGAUGAUCCUCGACCCGUCCGAGCUCGAAGGCGCCCUCGUUGUAGAAACCACCACAUCCCAACCCGCCCCUCCCAAACCCACAUCCAUCCUAACCGAAGCCGAGAUCCAGGAGAAGAAAUCCCGACGCGCGCGUCUAGCAAAAGAAGGCCAGCACCGCGACACCGAGGACUUCAUCUCGCUCUCCGACGACGACAACAACGACGGUCGGGGGCCGGGAGACUCGUACCUCACGCUGCUCUCGCAGCGGCGCGAAGAGCGCAAGGGGGGCAAAGAGGACACACGUCUCAUAGCCGAAGACGAGGACCUAGGCGAGGGCUUCGACGAGUUCGUCGAAGACGGGGGGCUGUCUCUCGGCAAGCGAGCGGAGCGCGAGGCGCGCCGCAAGAAGCGCGCGGAGAUGGCGUCGCUGAUCACGGCGGCGGAGGGCGGCGGCGACUCGGGCGAUGACGAAUCAGAUGCCUCGGAGGCCGAGCGCCGGGCCGCGUACGAGGCGGCGCAGACGCGCGCGGGCAUGGACGGGCUCGCCGAGGAGCGCGAGCAGCAGCGGCGCCGGCUCGGCGCGGCCGCCGCGUACCGGCUCAGCACGGCGAUCCCUAAGAUCACGCCGCUUCCCGACCUGAGCGUGCUGGUCGCCGAGUUCAAGGCGAAAGUUAGGAGGAAGGAGGAGGAAAUGGAGAGGUUGAGGCUCAGGAUCGAGGAGAUUCGAGCUGAGAGGGAGGGUAUUGAGAAGAGGGAGCCGGAGGUGCAGAGGUUGCUUAAUGAGGCGGGGGAGAGGUAUCGGGUUUUGAUGGCUGGUGGUGCGGAGACUGCUGCGAAUACGAAUGGUGAUGGAAACGAUAGCAGGGACGGUAAUGGGGUUGUAGGGGCGAAGGCGGAAGAUAAUGUGGCGGCCGCAAUAUCGCUACUUGAACAAGCUAGGGGUGGGAUAGAUUCUCCCGGACAGAGAGGGCUAGAAAGUCUAGGAACGACGCCGGUGAGACAGCGAUCGCAGAUGGAGAUGUGACCUAGCAUACUUGAUACCCAAUACUGAAUAUCACCGAUCUGAUUUGAGUCGAGUCGGUUCGAUUCUUCACAAUACAUACGAUGAAAUUCGA
Molecule: messenger RNA, 1798 nt
Organism: Annulohypoxylon truncatum
Lineage: Eukaryota; Fungi; Ascomycota; Sordariomycetes; Xylariales; Hypoxylaceae
Product: nineteen complex-related protein 2-domain-containing protein
Exons: 1
Coding region: 82-1707 (541 amino acids)
Biological process (GO): spliceosomal complex disassembly
Cellular component (GO): U2-type post-mRNA release spliceosomal complex
Source: RefSeq, a predicted model, not a curated record